Molecule: messenger RNA, 2811 nt
Organism: Megalobrama amblycephala (Wuchang bream)
Lineage: Eukaryota; Metazoa; Chordata; Actinopteri; Cypriniformes; Xenocyprididae
Gene: prpf39
Product: PRP39 pre-mRNA processing factor 39 homolog (yeast)
Exons: 14
Coding region: 145-2439 (764 amino acids)
Biological process (GO): RNA processing; mRNA 5'-splice site recognition
Cellular component (GO): U2-type prespliceosome; U1 snRNP; commitment complex
Molecular function (GO): protein binding
Source: RefSeq, a predicted model, not a curated record
AUGCGCAAAGCAUUCGUGUCCUUUCCUCAUCGCUCGACGCAGCUGGUGUUGAGUGCGAUAGAGCGCGGCUGUUCGACCACAUGUUAUCAGCCGCAUAAAACUUCGAAGAAGUUGUGCAAAUAUCUGCUGUUUUAACCCAGUUUCAUGGAAGAUUCUGGUGAGCCCAUGACCGGGAUGUUGGACACGAACGCCCCUGACAACGGGGAUGCUCCUCCGAUGGAGGGUACAGGGGCCGAUUAUGGCACAGACCCGACCGGAACCGACUGGACGACGACACCGGCUCCUCUCGCAAACCCGGAAAGCCACGAGUACGAGCAGAUCCAGCCGGCGUCUGCCGUGGAACAGUAUCCGCUGUUCUCGAUUGAGCAUUUGAAAUCUGCAGCAGAGAACAUUGACCAGAAAACCAGUCCUUCAGAGCCCGUUCCGGAAAACUCCGACCAGGUUGUCGGGCAGCAGACGGAAUCAAACGGAGAGCACGUGGACCAAAUUGCGGAGGAGGAUGCGGUGAAGCAGACGGGAGACUCGGAGAGCCCUUCCAAUAUGGAGCUGGAAGAUGCGCCCAAAGAAGAAGCAGCGGCAGAACCAGGAGCCGAACCAGGAGAAGACGCAACCACGGCACAAGAACCUGAACUUCCUACAGAAUACGAGCGUCUUUCUAAGGUCGUGGAAGAUAAUCCGGAAGACUUCAAUGGAUGGGUUUACCUUCUGCAGUAUGUUGAGCAAGAGAACCACCUGCUGGCUUCGAGGAAGGCGUUUGAUGCGUUCUUCCUGCACUAUCCUUACUGUUAUGGGUACUGGAAGAAGUAUGCUGAUAUUGAGAGGAAACAUGGAUACAUCCAGAUGGCUGAUGAGGUGUACCGCCGAGGUCUGCAGGCCAUUCCGCUCAGCGUCGACCUGUGGCUUCAUUAUAUCACUUUCCUGCGAGAGAACCAAGACACCAGCGACGGAGAGGCCGAAAAUCGCAUCAGAGCGUCCUAUGAGCAUGCGGUUCUGGCCUGUGGAACGGAUUUCCGCUCUGACCGUCUGUGGGAGGCUUACAUCGCCUGGGAGACGGAGCAGGACAAGCUGGCCAACGUCACGGCCAUCUACGACCGCAUCCUCUGCAUUCCCACACAGCUGUACUCGCAGCACUUCCAGAAGUUCAAAGAACACGUGCAGAGCAACAACCCCAAGCACUUCCUGUCUGAGGAGGAGUUCGUGCAGCUGCGGGUGGAACUGGCUAAUGCUAAUAAGCCCAACGGAGACGACGCCCCUGGUGAAGAGCUUCCGCCGGGCACGGAGGACCUGCCGGAUCCCGCCAAGAGAGUGACGGAGAUCGAGAACAUGAGGCACAAAGUGAUCGAGACUCGGCAGGAGGUGUUCAACCACAACGAGCAUGAAGUCAGCAAGCGCUGGGCCUUCGAGGAGGGGAUCAAGCGUCCGUACUUCCACGUCAAAGCCUUGGAGAAGACCCAACUCAACAACUGGAGAGAGUACCUGGACUUCGAGCUGGAGAACGGGACGCCGGAGCGCGUGGUGGUUCUGUUCGAGCGCUGCCUGAUCGCCUGCGCGCUCUACGAGGAGUUCUGGAUCAAGUACGCCAAGUAUCUGGAGAGCUACAGCACCGAAGGCGUCCGACACAUCUACAAGAAGGCCUGCACCAUCCACCUGCCCAAGAAACCCGCCGUUCACCUGCUCUGGGCGGCUUUUGAGGAGCAGCAAGGCAGUGUCGACGAGGCGCGGAGCAUCUUGAAAGCGUUCGAGGAGGCCGUCCCGGGACUAGCCAUGGUGAGGUUGAGACGGGUGAGUCUGGAGCGCCGACACGGAAACAUGGAUGAAGCGGAGACCUUGCUGCAGGACGCCAUCACCAACGGGAAGAACAGCAGCGAGUCGUCGUUCUACGCGGUGAAACUGGCCCGACAGCUGGUCAAAGUGCAGAAGAGCAUCGGAAAGGCCAAGAAAGUGCUGCUGGAGGCCGUGGAAAAAGAUGAGACGAACCCAAAGCUGUACCUGAACCUGCUGGAGCUGGAGUUCAGCGGAGACCUCCAGCAGAACGAGGCCGAAAUCAUCGCCUGCUUCGACCGAGCGCUGAACAGCCCGAUGCCGCUGGAGUCACGCGUCACUUUCUCCCAGCGCAAGGUCGAGUUCCUCGAGGACUUCGGCAGCGACAUCAAUGUGCUCGUGGCUGCGUAUGAACAGCAUCAGAGGCUUGAGACGGAGCAGGAAACGCUAAAGAGGAAAGCAGAGAACGGCUCAGAGGAGCCGGAUGCAAAGAGACAGAGGACAGACGACCAAUCAGCAGCCUCGGGUCAGAUGAUGCAGGACAUGCAGGCCAAUCAUGCAGGAUACAACUAUAACAACUGGUAUCAGCAAUAUAAUACGUGGGGAGGUCAGAAUUCCUGGGGUCAGUACGGUCAGUACAACCAGUACAACCAGUACUAUCCCCCGCCACCGACAUAACCGACCACAGCAGCGGUGUGAGCUCCGUUCAGGAGUCCUGCCAUCUUUUUACCUGCUCGUACAGCUUCAACAUUCAUACCGUCUCAAAUCAGACAUUGUGUGAUUUCUUUUGUUGGCACAUGUUGAAAAAGGAGCCUUUUUUCCCCUCUGUGUAAGUGCAAGUGAGUUUUUAAUGAAGCUUGAUUGGUUUAGUGCUUUUGGAGGUUUAGUUGUGUUCGGUGAAAGAUUUACAUUUGUAUGGAAGGAGUUUAGAAUGCAACACUUUAACAUCAUCUCUGCUCUCCUCAAUGUGAUCCUGUUUUCAGAGAUAAACGUGACAUGAAGACGUUUUUUAUUUUGACUUGGUUUCAUAAUAAAGAGAUUGACAUCCUA